Molecule: messenger RNA, 970 nt
Organism: Nematostella vectensis (starlet sea anemone)
Lineage: Eukaryota; Metazoa; Cnidaria; Anthozoa; Actiniaria; Edwardsiidae
Product: nucleolar protein 16
Exons: 5
Coding region: 115-615 (166 amino acids)
Biological process (GO): ribosomal large subunit biogenesis
Cellular component (GO): nucleolus
Source: RefSeq, a predicted model, not a curated record
AGCACGGAAAUUACCAGUAAGGCCUGGUAGUUAUCAGUUGGUGAAGCCAUUAUUUUUGGUCACAAAUAGUACUCGUUUAUUUCCUAAAAUCUCGCUUUUUUGUCAUAAAAGAGAAUGAAUGGUAUACGUGCAAGGCAUUCUAGGCGUAAUAAGAGACCGAAUUCUACGAGAAUGGGCCAGAAAAGGAAAAAGAAGCAUAAAAAGAUCGUAAAGAUAAUGAACUCUACCUUAUCCAAGCGCUGGGAUCACAGCAAGACACUAAAACAGAACUUCCAGGAGCUUGGCCUAGUGAGUGAUGUCAAUAUGGCAUUACCAAUCCAAAAAAAGAAGAAAAGAGAGGAUGACAAUGAAAAAAUGGAGGUAGAAAAAUCACCUACCGAUGUAGUACAAGAGUUUGAGACCCUUGCAGCAAAUGAAGUGAAAAAAGAGCGGCGCAUUGCACCUGGGGAGGCUCAGUUUGUGUGGAAACUGAUACAGAAACAUGGUGAAGACUACAAGGCCAUGUCAAAAGACAAGGAGAACUAUUACCAGCAUACUCCCAAACAGCUCAAGCGCAAGUGUGAAGCAUUUCUAAGAUCAAGUCAGGACUUUAGUGAAUACCUCAAAGAUGCAUGAGACUGUCAUAGAUGCAUCAAGGGCAUCUCUGAGAUAAUAUCAGGAUGUUAAUACCUCAAGGACCACCAUUAUCAAGUCAGAGGCAUUUUUGAGAUCAUAUUAGAACUUUAUUUCCUCAAGAAUGUGUAAGACAAUCAUUAUCAAGUGAGGGGCAUUUCUGAAAUCAUAUCAGAACUUAACUAAUACUUCAAUGUUGUGGAAGACCGCCAUUAUCAAGUUAGAAGCAUUUCUGACCUCAAGGAUGUGUAAGGAUACCAUUAUCAAGUGAGGGGCAUUUCUGAAAUCAUGUCACAAUUUUAAUACCUCAAGGAUGUGUAACACUGUCAUAUCCACAAAAAAGCUUGGAACUUAGUAA